Messenger RNA from Pelobates cultripes (western spadefoot toad), 337 nucleotides. Lineage: Eukaryota; Metazoa; Chordata; Amphibia; Anura; Pelobatidae. The record is from the annotation of a GenBank genome assembly.
GGCCGUAUACAGGGGGCGGAGCCUGGCAGCCAAGCAGCCCAGACGUGUUCAGCACAAGCUCCCACGUCUGGGGAUGAAAAACGGGGUGUAUCACCCAGAAAUUGGCACCUACGGGCCCCAGCUUAUCCAAAUUAAACCCGGGGGAGGCUGCUGCACCAGACGGUACCUCUCCCGAACUUCUACGACAUCGGAACGACCAAACGAGGCUUGCGGCCUACCAAGGGCUGAGCCCGGGAGAGGUGGCCGCUCUCCGGGAUCUCAAGCAGAAGGUGGGCACCCUGAGCAGCACUCCCCCCCACCCCCUUGGACUGACAGGUGUCAUCCCGGUCCGCAUUAA